AUGCUGUUUCUAUCAAGCAAAAAGGCAACCUUUAUUGGUGCUUUAGCUUUAUCUCUGUCUACCGGUGUCAAUGCUCUCUGGACCUGCGGAUCAGACCAGCAUGUUUUCCCCGUCGAUACCUCUAAGUUCCUGGUACAUUUCACGCGUUGGAGUGAUAGUCACUACGAAGACAAGACACCAUGGAUCCGCAUUUGUCUUCCGAAUGAUGAUGGCACAUGGACUGAUGUUGAGCCCCUCGGCUUGAAUUGUGCACCGAAGGGGCAGACAUUCACUCCUAAGCAGACCAAGCUCAAGGCGAAUCUCAAGGUUGUUGGAGGGCAGGGUUGCACUGGAAGCGAAAAUUCCGGGUUGAAUGGUGCGUCCAUUACAUACAAAGACCAGAAAAUCAACCUGCAGCAUGGAGGAGAUGCAUGUGGACCUCGUAAUCAUGGGAUUACUUGCCAGUUCAAGAAAUGA
Molecule: messenger RNA, 456 nt
Organism: Penicillium bovifimosum
Lineage: Eukaryota; Fungi; Ascomycota; Eurotiomycetes; Eurotiales; Aspergillaceae
Exons: 2
Coding region: 1-456 (151 amino acids)
Source: RefSeq, a predicted model, not a curated record